CAGAUCCAAAGUUUUCACAUUUCAUCAUUCGAAAAAUUCGCAUUUCAUCGUUACAAAAUUGUUGCUAGUGUUUCGAUUUUCAAAGGAAAAAAAAAUUAACAAAGUGUAAUACCAUGUCACUUUGGAAAGUAUUUAUUUUUUUGAUUACCAGACUACAUUUCCAUCUUGUUGUUUCAAAACAACAUGAAACCUACCAAAAUGAAUUAGAUCCAGAUAAGCCUUUGUACAUGGAUCCAACGAAUGAUUUCGUUUUUAAGAAAAUAUUCGCCAAUUGUACUACGUUGUCGCUGUUUAUAAACUCUGCUUUAAAUUCAAACGAUUUAACAGUAUGCCACUUGAACAAUCCUCCCCAACAAUAUCAAGACGAUAAACAAAUCUAUUACGACAUUCACUGCAAAGCCAACGACAACUCAACAAUUAUUGUCGAGAUGCAAUUUUUGACGGACAAAUUCUUUUUACAACGCAGCAUAUAUUACACCUCCCAUUCCAUUGUGUCUCAAUUGAAGACUUCGGGUGAAAAACGAUUUGAAAAACUCUCACCAGUACACUUGAUAGCAAUAUGUGAUUUUAAAGUUUUUGAAAAUGGAAAAUCAUACAUAACCAGACACCAGAUUACAAAUAUUGAGACCCAUGAAACCUCCAUUCCAUAUUUGCAGUUUGUAUUCAUUGAAUUAUGGAAGCUUAAAUUCAACAAAAUCAAAUAUCAGAAAGAUGCCUCUCUGGUAGAGUUAUUCGCUUAUUUUUUUUCGUUUCAAAUCAAAAAUGACGAAUACAAAGUUGGAUUUAAUCAGAUGCUGAACGACAACAGUGUCAUUAAAACGGCUGCGGAGUGUGCCCGAAUGUCAGCGUGGACAGAAGAUGAAAAAGAAAGAUAUGAAAUAUUUUCCAGGGAACAAGCUCGAAUAUACGGUAUAGCAGUAGCUGCUGAUGAAGAAGGCGAGAAAAGAGGGUUUGAAAAAGGGGAGAAAAGAGGGUUUGAAAAAGGGGCUCUCGAGGAACAAAAAAAGAUGAUAAUAAACAUGCAGCAACGUAAUUUAAGCAGUGAUAUUAUUCAAGAUGUAACGGGAUUAAACGCAACCCAAAUCGCUGCUCUUCUAAAUUAAGAAAAAUAUAAUUUUUAGCAAUUAAAAAUUACCUAUCUAAUUGUAA
This is a messenger RNA of Planococcus citri (citrus mealybug), 1149 nucleotides long. RefSeq lists its product as uncharacterized. NCBI's taxonomy places the organism in Eukaryota, Metazoa, Arthropoda, Insecta, Hemiptera, Pseudococcidae. The coding region runs from base 114 to 1103 and encodes 329 amino acids. The record is from RefSeq and is a predicted model, not a curated record. The transcript is spliced from 2 exons.